Molecule: messenger RNA, 2106 nt
Organism: Ostertagia ostertagi
Lineage: Eukaryota; Metazoa; Nematoda; Chromadorea; Rhabditida; Trichostrongylidae
Source: the annotation of a GenBank genome assembly
AUGCCUCCGAAAAGAAAACGACCUCCUAGUCGUCCUCCAGAGGACCCUUCAAUGUCUGCUCCACCAUCAAGACGAGCGAAAAUGGUCGCUAAAGAUAGCAUCACGGUUCAAUUGGCUUCCGAGCAGAACGGACGAUCAGUUCUCACGUCGCCUUUUUCUAAUGGCACUUUUGACACAACUCUGGAUGUAAAGGGCGAAAAGACGGAGCCUCUUGAAGCUGGUCCGGAAGGUAGUGGCGGAUCCAACUCGGACGUGUGUGCGAUUUGUCUGGCACCGAGCGGUAGCGUACGAGUGGAUCGAUCUUCUGAACUUUCGAAGGCCAAUGAUCGUCUUGUAAAUGAAAUUUCGAAAUUGGAAAUGCUCAAGAGAGACGUGACAACAAGGGGAGAUCUCGUUGGGAACAUUGUUUUCCGUUCACUCAUUUACAAAGAUAAACUCGAAUGGAGUUCCAUUGAUCGCAAUGCAAUCAGGCGAAAGCCGACCGAGACAAAGGAAGAUUACGCAAGAGGACGUGACGCUGUUGUACGGGAGAUCAUCCUUUGGUGUUCAGAAAGUCAAAUUAAUUCCCCACAGUUUUCGCGCAAUCUUCGGCUCGUAGGGAUUUUUCCUGGUUACUUGGAUCGAUUCCAAUCGGAAUUGUUUGAAUUUGCAAGUAGUAUGUUGUCGUUGAGAGAUUUUGACAGAACGAGCGCAUAUAGCUCUCCAGAGCUUAGACAAACUCUCCAUCGUAGGAAUCGUCGGGGUAACAGUAAUCAAGAGGUGGUCAUGCUGAGUGACAGCGAUUCCGAUUCCGGUGUAAUUGCAUUAGAUAACGCACGAAAUUAUGGUCCUCGUAGUGAUGCUGGUGAUGAUGUGAUCGUUCUAAGCGAUAACAAUCAAACUGACGAUGAGCCAACUCGUGGUCGUGGAGAAAGUAACUAUGUUCGAGAUGAAGCCACGUCGUCAAAUUCCGAAGCUUCGAAUGCUGAAGACUUAUACGCUCGGCCAGCUUGCCUCCUUCCACGAUAUCCUUUUCUUCCUCAUGCUGGACCACUGCAUGUGGUUGAUGCCUUCGGAUCUUCUCGUGACCUUUUCCAGCAUCUCUUCACACCGUUUUUCUCGCGUAGUGAACAUCAACAUUUUCUUCGCUCUCUCGGCAUGUCUUCUGCUCCAGUAGAAAACGAUACGACGAUAGUUCUCUCUAGCGACGAUGAAAACGACAGGUCACCGACAACUGGUUUCGAUGGGCACUCAAGGCGAACAGGUUCGUCGCGGUCAGGUCAAGGUUCUUCUUCAUCGCAGGAUACGAUUACACCAAAUAAUAUUGCCUGGCUGUCACCAACAAACCACUCAAACCGGCCUGGAACGUCUCCGAUAGAGUCGCAAGUCUUGCCAAGUUCCUCUAGUUCAGCAAAUGCUAGACCACUGCAGCCAUCAGAAGCACCUCGCAAGCCGAAAUCAUUGUUUGUCCCUGGAUCCGCUAAGGGUUUGCUGCCCAAAGGACCGAUCGAAGUUAAAGGCGAAAACAAGCUUCUGGCGGCUUUAUGGCAAGAGAGACGCAAUCGUUAUGCCACUACUGGGAGGAUUCUGUCUGAUGAGGCUUCUACAUCAGCUACAAAUGCAAAUGUUGUCAGUGAAGAUCAGAAAGUUGGGAUCGUCUCCGCAGACCGAGAACUGGGAAUGGAAAAUGAAGUAAUGGAUUGUGCAGUCUCACAGAAUUUGAAUGACGAUGCUGGCGGCUCUACAAUAAUUAGAGACAACACCUCUGCACAUCUGGCAAUGCCGGGAUCAAGUGUUGGCUCCUCUGGAGACAGUAUUGUCGAGCUUGACGUUCCACUAUCUUUGUCAAAAGCUGAAGAGGGCACGAUCGUUCCCGGUGUUGGAACUCUAGAAAACGUUCAAGGCGAAAGAGAAAAAAGGGCCUAUGACUUCCUUAUCGAAAUGAAACAGUAUGAAGAAAAUAGGCGCAGAAGGGAGUCAUCUCACAAUCAAAAGGAUUACGCUAGGGAACGAAGGCCUCGGCGGACAUAUUCUAGCUCGAGUAACAGCGUAUCAAGUCGUGGACACCGCGAUGACUUCGAAAGAAUGGAAAGGCUACAAGCAAGAAGUCGAUCACGUUCUGUGUAA